CAUUGGGCCAUCGUUCAAUCGUCAAUUCAGAAUCUUGAUCCAAUACAAAGACAACCCCAAUUUUGUCUCGCCGAGUGAGAUUCCCUACCAUAUCGAACCUACGAUAACAUCUAGAAUAGCCACUACUUUAAAAAUAAUCAUCAUGCUUCUCGACGAGGAUCCCGCUACUCUCAUCCACCACACUAUCAACAACUUCAACAUUGCGCCCGACAAACUCGCCAUCACGCGUGUUAACGAUGAAAUAUCCACAUUGAAACAAGCACGAGAGCUACGAAUCAAAGAUGCCGAAUCAUCACUGAAGAAACUCGCUCGUACCCUCAAUACUCUCCAGUCCCAACACGAAGAACUCACAUCGGCGCACUCCUCUUCCGCACACGCAUCCGAGAUUUCGCGCCUCGAUACACAGAAAUUCCGCAUCGCGAAAACAGUUUCCGAUCUUGAAAUGGAAGCAGAGCGGCUAUCCUCGCAGCAAGCCGAUCUCGCAGCGCGUCUGCAAGAACUAGAGUUGCAAGGAUUGGAAGGCUCGCCAGACGAUGCUGCGAAGCGAAGAGAUCCGGUCGACGACGAGGUGUUGUUACGUCUUAAGGUGUAUCGAAGUCUGGGUAUUGAUCUAGAGCGAGACGAGAAGGACGGCGAGUUCUCGAGGGCAAUUGUGCGAAACGAUCGCAAAGGAGAUGUCCAUGUUAUCAACAUGGAUAAGAAGUUUUCGCGCUUCUUCUACGCCAAUUACUUCUGGCAAACGCUGUGAAACCAGACCUGCAUUGAAUCAAUUGUUUCGGCGGACUGGUAUAGGACGGCGCGGUGGAAGUUACUGCAAGGCGUUAGGAGUUUUUCGUCAUAGAGAUACCACAGUUUCAAUUUAUUGGAUUCCACGAU
Molecule: messenger RNA, 876 nt
Organism: Hypoxylon trugodes
Lineage: Eukaryota; Fungi; Ascomycota; Sordariomycetes; Xylariales; Hypoxylaceae
Product: Spc24 subunit of Ndc80-domain-containing protein
Exons: 3
Coding region: 143-748 (201 amino acids)
Source: RefSeq, a predicted model, not a curated record